AUGGGCCAAGGUGUAUCUAGUGAAACACAAACGCAAGCCAAAAAUGCGACUUUUGGCUCAGAAACCGACUUACUUUCUUAUUACGAUAAACUCGCUUUGAAACUCAUCACCGCUCCCGAAUUUGUCUCCUUCAAAUCCAAUGCUAAUGUUUCUGAGAUUUACGAUGAAGUCUCAUGCGAAAUGUUGAUGAAGCUGUUGUCUGUUGGCUCCGAAAACAGUGUCUUGGUCGAGUGUCUGUUCAAUUUAAUGCGCGUGUUGUCCAAUUUUCCCCUGAUAAAAGAUAGCUACGCUCCAUUGACUUAUGUGGGCAUUUUGAAAUGCUGCUUGCUGCUCGACAAAGAACGAUGUCCCAAGUUUGUUGGCCGCAAAAAUUUUGACCAGGCGCGACUGCUAUUCGUUGCACUGGCCCUUAACAAAUCAGUAAAAGAACUUUCUUCGUCUCCGGCGUCUACAACUCCACUUGAUUCUAAUUGCAUAGUUGAAAAUCUGAACGGAGUUGAUUUGGAAGAUCUUUAUGUGCCCUCAGAUAUGAUGCUUGAAUUUUUGACGUUUUUGUUGCGUAUUUCGCCAUAUUGCUUGACUAAAAACUCUAAACUACCGAAGGAUUUGUAUGACAAUUGGCCUGAAUUUAAGACAUAUGCCCUCAAUAUUUUACGAACAAUGAGUCCCAACAUUGCUGGCAUGGCCGAUUUGUCGGGCAAAGUCAUCACCUGUCAACAGUUUACGGGAGCGGUCAAGACUUUCUUCCCUCAAUUGUUAGAUCCGCUUGGAACGUUUGUUCAGCAUGUUCUGUUUCUGAAUCGCGACCUAGUUGUCACCGUCGAAAAGUUAACAACAUCGUUACAAAAGUCUAAGCUAGUCAACGACGCACUUCUAUCGCAAAUGGCCACAAUUUGGCAAAGACAACUUUUGUUUUCCACUCUACAAAAGCUUUACGUCGGUCGAGAAUCAGGAUUUUCGAUGCGAUCUUUCCAAUCAAAAGUUUUCAAGUGGAUGGCACCUUCAAUUCUUUUAGUAAGUGGCAUGCGAGUCGCCGACGACGUUGAAUUCGCAAGGUCGAAUCAAAGAUAUAGAAAGUUUCUGGAAGAAUACCCACGGUUAAAAGAUCUCGACCAGCAUUUAGAUACGGCUUCGCGCGGAAAGCGGAAAGUUCUAUUCGCGGUUUAUGUUGAUGAACCAUGGAGGGUUACCAAUAAGGCCCUUUUUGGGAAUUUGAAGACCGCCAUACUUCAACUGGGUCCGAAACAAAAUCUAUUUCAAGCAACUCGCGAUGAAAAUAUCUACUUUAACACGGUUGGUGGUGGGAUUGGUAUUGGAAAUUCACAACCGGCUUUGCAUGGUCCCUCCAAGCGUUUUAGGCCAGGAAAUGUAUCUUUAACAGUCGAUUCUAACCUAGAAUUCGGGGCAUUCAGAAACGUUGGAUAUGGGGGUAGUAUUGUACCAAAUAAUGAAAUUUAUGCUGCAAGUGACCAUCAUGCGUCUUACGAAUACAGAUUUUUAAUACAAGAUGUUGAGGUUUGGGGCUGCGGGGGUGAGAAAGAACUCGAGGAACAGCUUAAGAAUUGGGAAUGGGAAGAGGCAGAGGCCAAAAGGAGGCAGCGUAUUAAUCUCAAAAAUUUGAAUGAAGAACGCGCUAUACUCGAAAUGGCGGGCAUAAUAGGGCAAGCGCAAAGCGGUGGAUCCAUGUAA
Molecule: messenger RNA, 1689 nt
Organism: Lachancea mirantina
Lineage: Eukaryota; Fungi; Ascomycota; Saccharomycetes; Saccharomycetales; Saccharomycetaceae
Source: the annotation of a GenBank genome assembly